Scomber japonicus (chub mackerel) is the source of this 3192-nucleotide messenger RNA. It is a transcript of the gene mapkapk5, whose product is annotated as MAPK activated protein kinase 5. Gene Ontology annotation, cellular component: cytoplasm; nucleus. The coding region runs from base 769 to 2184 and encodes 471 amino acids. NCBI's taxonomy places the organism in Eukaryota, Metazoa, Chordata, Actinopteri, Scombriformes, Scombridae. The record is from RefSeq and is a predicted model, not a curated record. The transcript is spliced from 14 exons. Gene Ontology annotation, biological process: negative regulation of TOR signaling; peptidyl-serine phosphorylation; protein autophosphorylation. Gene Ontology annotation, molecular function: ATP binding; mitogen-activated protein kinase binding; calcium-dependent protein serine/threonine kinase activity.
GAUGCGUGUAUCUCCUCUGAAAACACUUUACUUUAACCCUUUCCACUACUGUCACACUGGUGUUUUUUCCGUACGAGCGCCGGUUUUUAUCAUACUGUCUUGUGGAAGAAAUGUUAAUAUUAGUUUCGGUCCGUAAAGCUAUAAAACUAACUAUAACCACCGCCUGAGCUAGCUUCGCCUCCUCGACGACAUAAUAAUAGCUUUCAGGUUUUUUUGGGAACACGGUGUGCUCGAUCAACACCGCUCUCAUCCAGGACAGUACCGGUGGUUUUCAGAUAGUACUUUGAGUCAACAUAAUCAUUACUCAUCGUCGUUUAAAUAUCUUCCCUGACUGUGGUGAUGAAGUGGCAUCGGCUUACUUGCUAGCAACGCGAGCUAACAGCAGCCCUUGUUGCUAAAAAUACACUUUUUUCUGCCAGUCCACAUUGGAUUACUUGUCUUCGGCUUUUUUCUGGUCGCCUUGCUCGGAGUUUGGCACUCUACAUGGUCGCUACCGUGAAAACAAGACGACUGGAAGAGCGAGUGGGACCCCGGGGUUGUGAGCCGAGCUGGGCGGCUUCAGGAGGCUGGUCGGUGGUCGACUAUUAUUAUUUUACCCCAAUGGCCUUGUCCCUUCAUCUGUAGUAAUAUAACAAUCCUCGGUGCAGCCCAGGGGUUACAAGACCGACACUCUUUUUGUUGUUGUUGUUGUUAAAGGUCAAAGAUAAAACCCUUUGUUUCCACUGCCAACUGUCUUGAGAUUGACGAAAGACUUCAUUCAUCCACACCAUGUCGGAGGAUAACAACGCAGACAAAUUCAUCAAGGAGACAUCCAUUCUCGACGAGUACAGCAUAAACUGGACCCAGAAGCUGGGAGCCGGCAUCAGUGGACCCGUCAGAGUUUGUGUGAAGAAGUCAACUCAGGAACGCCUGGCACUGAAGAUCCUCAUUGAUCGCCCCAAGGCUAGAAAUGAGGUGCGACUCCAUAUGAUGUGUGCAAACCACCCAAACAUAGUGCAAAUCCUGGAGGUUUAUGCCAACAGUGUCCAAUUCCCGCAUGAGUCCAGCCCGAGAGCGAGGCUCCUGAUCGUCAUGGAGAUGAUGGAGGGUGGCGAGCUGUUCCACAGAAUCAGUCAGCACAGGCACUUUACGGAAAAGAUGGCCAGCCAGGUCACUAUGCAGAUCAGUCAAGCCCUGGAACAUUGUCACUCCCUAAAUAUUGCACAUCGUGACCUGAAGCCAGAAAACCUGCUCUUCAAAGAUAACUCUCUGGACGCUCCUGUGAAGCUCUGUGACUUUGGCUUUGCCAAAAUUGAUCAAGGAGACUUGAUGACCCCUCAGUUCACUCCCUACUACGUAGCACCUCAGGUACUUGAGGCUCAAAGAAGACACCAGAAGGAAAAGUCUGGAAUUAUACCUACCUCACCCACUCCUUAUACCUAUAACAAGAGCUGUGACUUGUGGUCUCUCGGUGUGAUCAUCUAUGUAAUGCUGUGCGGCUAUCCUCCAUUCUACUCCAAGCACCACAGUCGCACCAUCCCGAAGGACAUGAGAAAGAAGAUCAUGACGGGCAGCUUUGACUUCCCUGAAGAUGAGUGGAGUCAGAUCUCUGAGAUGGCGAAGGACAUUGUACGAAAGCUGCUGAAAGUGAAGCCAGAAGAGAGGCUGACUAUUGAGGGAGUCUUGGCUCACCCUUGGCUCAACUGCACCGAGGCUCUUGACAACGUGCUGCCCUCCGCACAAAUGAUGAUGGACAAGGCUGUAGUCGCAGGUAUCCAGCAGGCCCAUGCAGAGCAGCUGGCUAACAUGAGGAUUCAGGAUUUGAACGUCAGCCUGAAGCCCCUAAACUCUGUCAACAACCCAAUCCUCAGGAAGCGGAAACUACUAGGCCCCAAGCCCAGUGAUGGUUUCUUCAUUCAUGAUCCAGAGAACGGAGGGGAGGACUCCAACGUAGCGCUGGAAAAAUUACGAGAUGUCAUUGCACAGUGUAUACUACCACAAGCAGGAGAGAACGAGGACGAGAAGCUGAACGUGGUGAUGUAUGAAGCCUGGAGGUUCAACAGGGACUGUAAACUGCUGAGAGACGGCCUGCAGGGGCUCAGCUGGGACGGAAGAGCCUUCUCCGAUAAAGUUGACCGCUUGAAGUUGGCCGAAAUAGUGAAACAGGCCAUCGAAGAGAAGACGAAUCUCCAAGAAUCUCAUUAGCGAACACCGUCUUUCUAUCUUCUUUUUAUAUUGUUUAUUAUGACCCUUUUUAACCCACAUCUGUAAAGAAGCUUUUUUAUGUAAAAUGAUGCGCUCAUUUUUUUUUUUCAUGAAUUCACUUGCAAAGACCUAUUGUACAGCUGUAGAUAUAUUUCAAAGAGGACUCAUUGGUACUAUAAUUUUUUUUAAACGGACACUUGCAAAGAACAUGGAAAAUCCUAUAUUUUCAUUUUUGCAAAAAAAAAAAAAAAAAGAAAAAGUAAGAAAAUAAGAAAAAGAUAACAGAUAAGAUGAAAAAUCAGUGAAAGAAAUUAUUUUCUGGGAGGGAAUUUUUAUUAGCUGCUUGUCCACGAUGUCACGUUUUAUUCCAAUAGUUCAUUUUAUUCGAUUUUCUGUUCUUUUAACCAUCCUAAGAUUUUAUUUAUUUAAACAAGUUCAUUAUUUUAUACUUUUCCUGUAGCCUGGCAGCGGGCUCUAAAGUUGAGAGAAGCUGUCUACGUUGUGACUCCACACACUCUCUGAGUCUCAGUCUGCGUUUAAAUGAUAUUCAUCUUUUGUGUGUGUGUGUGUGUGUUGUGUAACUCGAGCUUGGCCUUUUUGUUGUAUGGAGGUCAAGGAAGAGUGGAAUAUGGAGGUAAAAGAAAGUGUUCAGCCCAACAUUCAUUUUGUCACAACUCUCUUUCUUGAAGCUGACAAGAGACGCACAUAAUAGAUCUGAGCAGACCUUAAGCAUAAACACUACAGCUUGUUUUCUUUUCUGGCUCAUGUACAAUAAAUCCACAAAUAUAUUUCAAAAUCUAAGCUAUUUUUUAAAGCUUUCAACUAAGACACAAUGGUGCUCAGGCUAUGGCACAUGGUUGAAAGUUAAGAAAAAAGGCUACUAAGUGGAUCUUGAGUUAAAAUGUCUUUGUCUAACUGCUGUUUCCAAAGUUAAAAGUUAGAUCCAUGUACUGUAGUUUCACAAACUCGCUGUUCAACUCAUGUGAAGUAAAGAUGCAGUUUAUUGGC